UAGGGGGCAAAAAUAUCCUUUAGCAGUAUGUGAUCUAGCUCUGUCACUGUGAGCGGGCUAAUUCCCAUCCCUAUACAGGACAUGACCACUAGGGGGCAAAAUGUCCUUUAGCAGUAUGGGAUUUAGCUUUUUCACACUGAGUGAGCUAAAUUCCAUUCUCAGAAAGGACAAUGUCCUUUAGAGGGAUAGAAUCUAGUCUCAACCUAAAAUAAACACCCGAACCGGAAGUGCCUUGCUAACCCGGAAGCUCAUGUGCCGUACUGCAGGCGUUGGUGUUGCCUGGCUGCAUUUAAGACUUGUAUACUGUAGAGAUGGCAUCAGAUACAUCACUUCUUUCAGCAGAGCUGAAUGCUGAGAUGGAAGAAGCACUGUACCAAGAAAUGUUGUUGAAAGCUAAGCAGGAAAUUCAAAGUAGAAUACCAAAUAUUUCUGAUUCAAAACAAAUCCGACCUCAGCCAGGUUUCUGUAUUAAGUCUAAAACAUCUAAAAAUGAAAAGAUAUUUAUCAACGUCUGUAAGUCGGGUGACAUCCCUGCACCUCCAGAUGUAAGUGAGAAGGAUCUGGUUAACAUCUUAGAAUCUGAUGACCCGUCUGGUUACCGGGUGCCUAUGAGCAUUGGAGAGCCCCAUGUAGAAGUGGACAACAGUGGAAGUGGCUGUACAGCCUAUGACAUUGUAGUAAACAACACUUUCUUUGACAAGAUCAAGGAUAAUGAGUUGUUCAGGGAAUUUUUUGUCACAGUCGCAAUGGAAGGUCUUGAAAACAAGUACAAUAUGGAUCUCUCCAGAGAGUGGCGAAUGCUGAAAAAUCGAAAGUUUAUGGGAUCAAUUUUUGAACAAAACAUCAGAACAAAAUCCAAGCCCAUAAUUCAGGAAAUGGACACAAGUGCAUCUCCACAGCUUCAGAACAAGCCUCUGAUUUCAGAAAUACUAAGCUCACCAGCCAUACCUGAGUACAAUAUUGUGGCAGAACCUGCUGAAGGACAUCCAAGCUUCCUAGUGGCAGAAAUCUCCUUGCCUAAAGUGUCAUCAGUCAAGUCAUUGGUACUAGACCUUGGUGAAGAUCGUAUAGUUUUGUGGGGACGACCAGACUUGUACCACAUGGAUAUCUUCAUCCCUUACAAUAUUAUCCAGGAAGAGAGUGGGGCACAAUUUAAUAAGAGCAGCAAAGUACUGACUAUUACAAUGCCUGUUCAAGCAAUAUAACAGGAACUGCACGUGUUGCUACACAUUGGUCCAGUGGAUCCGAAAUUACAAUAUUUGUUACUUAUGUUACUUUUUAUCCUUAUCUUGCUUCACACCAAGAUCAUUUAGGCCCUAUGGUGCUAAACCUCAAUAUCAAAAUACCUAUAUGACUAAAAUUGGCUGUCACUUGUAAUAAUAAUAUUUAAUAAAUAUAGUUAUUGAUGUUAA
Molecule: messenger RNA, 1412 nt
Organism: Bombina bombina (fire-bellied toad)
Lineage: Eukaryota; Metazoa; Chordata; Amphibia; Anura; Bombinatoridae
Gene: PIH1D1
Product: PIH1 domain containing 1
Exons: 11
Coding region: 312-1205 (297 amino acids)
Biological process (GO): box C/D snoRNP assembly; rRNA processing
Cellular component (GO): ribonucleoprotein complex; R2TP complex; cytoplasm
Source: RefSeq, a predicted model, not a curated record